AUGACGCUGCCUAGAUCUUUCGAAGAGGAGCCCAUUGCGGUCUGUGGGCUUUCUCUGAAGUUUCCGCAAGAUGCCUCCUCAGAAAAGGAUUUCUGGACCAUGAUUCUAAACAAGCGGAGUGCAAUGACGACGUUCCCUCCGGAUCGCCUAAAUGUAGAUGCAUUCCAUCACCCUACUCAACGUCAUGCCCUCCGUACACGGGGUGCUCAUUUCAUCAAGGAGGACCUUGGAGUGUUCGAUGCCAACUUUUUCUCGCUAACUCCUACGGAAGCUUCUGCUAUGGACCCGAUGCAACGCAUUCUACUUGAGACAACAUACAAAGCGUUCGAAAAUGCAGGUAUACGACUGGAAGACGUAAAGGGCUCAAGAUCUUCUGUUCAUACAGGUUGCUUCACAAGCGACUAUCUACAACUGAUACUGAAAGACUCCGAAAGGCUUCCUCCGUACGCAGCGGUUGGAGCUACACAAUCCAUGCUAGCAAAUCGUCUAAGCUGGUUCUUUGAUCUCCGCGGACCUUCAGUUAACUUGGACUCGGCUUGUUCAAGUAGUGCUAUGGCUGUCGACCUUUCUUGUCAGUUGUUGCUUAGCGGCGUUACUGAUAUGGGUGUUGUCGCUGGCUGCAAUUUGCUACUAGACCCUGAUUACAGUACUAUCCUGAGCAACAUGCAGAUGCUAUCUCCUGAUGGUAAAUGCUUUACCUUUGAUCAUCGUGCGAAUGGGUAUUCUCGCGGCGAAGGCGUUGCGGUUGUCAUACUAAAGCGUCUUUCCGAUGCACUUCGCGACAACGAUACCAUACGAGCUAUCAUAAGAUCUACCGGUACUAACCAAGAUGGUCGAACGCCUGGAAUCACUCAACCUGACCUUAAAGCUCAAGCUCAACUAAUCCGUGAAACAUACAAACGGGUGAACUUAAGCAUGGAGCAUACGCGGUUCUUUGAGGCACAUGGAACGGGGACAGCAAUUGGAGACCCAAUAGAGGUCGGUGCUAUUGCAGAUUGUUUCCAUAAGCAUCGCAACUCUUCCGACCCCCUUUACGUUGGCUCUGUCAAAACAAAUAUCGGCCAUCUUGAAGGCGCCAGUGGUAUUGCUGGGUUAAUUAAAGCAAUCCUCGCCGUAGAGUCCGGUAUAAUACCACCAAAUACGAAUUUUGAAUCAUUAAAUAGAAAGCUUGCGUCUUACGACUAUGUGAUUACUCUGCCAGCGGAGCCAAUAGCUUGGCCUCCUUGCGAAGUCCGAAGGGCGUCUAUUAAUUCCUUCGGAUAUGGCGGGACAAACUCUCAUGUUGUUAUUGACGACGUUUCGAGUUACCUGAGGCAUAAAGGCUUAGUAGGAAACUUUAGAAUGGCCAAUCUAUACUCCUGGGACAAGAAGCUUCUCCGCUCAACGACCAUAGAAGAAUUUCCGAAGCUUCUCGUUUGGUCUGCUUCUACCGGAACUGCUACUCAACUCAUGGUUUCUACGUGGGAGAAAUACUGUUCAAAGAUGCUCGACAAUGAUGCGAUGCCGUCGGUUUCCAAUAUUGCAUACACUCUUGACUCUCGUCGGACAUCACUAUUGGCAAAGUCAUUUGCAGUUGUUUCAGCUACUUCCGAUAUGCGAGAUCUUGUAAAACUCGCUUCUACACCCAUAAAUACUCCAAAACAGAGUCCUCGACUAGCAUUCGUAUUCACUGGUCAAGGUGCACAAUGGUACGCCAUGGGGAGAGAACUCUUAAUUUACCCGGACUUCCUAGAAAGCAUUCAGGCCGCAGAAUCUAUUCUCGUGGGUAUGGGCUGCUCCUGGUCUUGUCGAGGUAGGUCGGCUCAAGUUCAAUAA
Daldinia childiae is the source of this 1815-nucleotide messenger RNA. RefSeq names its product Lovastatin diketide synthase LovF. Bases 1 to 1815 code for a protein of 604 amino acids. Gene Ontology annotation, biological process: fatty acid biosynthetic process; secondary metabolite biosynthetic process. The transcript has a single exon. Lineage: Eukaryota; Fungi; Ascomycota; Sordariomycetes; Xylariales; Hypoxylaceae. Gene Ontology annotation, molecular function: 3-oxoacyl-[acyl-carrier-protein] synthase activity; fatty acid synthase activity. The record is from RefSeq and is a predicted model, not a curated record.